UAAUAUUCUAGAAGAAAAUAACUUCAAAAAACAUGUCCUUUUAGAGAGUGCCAGUUUCAAAGAAUUUAUGUUGUUUUCAAUAUCUACAUUAUGCAUUCAAAAGGCCUAAAAAAAUUUUUGUUCAGCUCGAUAAAAAGAAGAGAAUUACCUGAAGUCCUGGAUGCUGCAUCUAAAGAGGUUGAUUUUUGUAUGAUGGUUGAUGAAAAGUUUCCUAGUCUUGAAGAACAAUUAAAAAUAAAUGCUUCUCCUUCAUUCAGUGGGAUGAAUGACUACGAUUAUCCAGAAUGUGUAAAACAAAAACUUAUAUCUGUUAAAAGAACUCCGCUUCCGGAAGAACUUAUCAGUCAAUUUACUAACAUGCAAUGUAAUUGUGUAAUGGGUAUUUUUCCUGAGAUAAGUCGUGCUUGGCUGGCUAUUGAUAGUGACAUAUACUUUUGGGUAUAUGAAGAUGGGAGUGAUGUAGCUUAUUUCGAUGGAAUCAAAGAAGUAAUUCUUGCAGUUAAUCUUAUUAAUCCAAAAGCAGGGAUGUUUCAGGAACACAUAAAGUAUUUACUAUGCGUUACAACUCCAUUAAAUAUAUACUUGCUGGGUGUGAGUUUUACAGAGAAAACAGGUACCUUUGGUCCUGAUGAUUUUGGCUCUAUUCAACUACAUCCUGAACCCUUGUUUCAAGUUCCGAGUGAUAAUGUCUACAUGACUUCAAUAACUGGAACAAGCAAUGGAAGGAUAUUUUUAGCUGGACGAGAUAGUUGUUUAUAUGAGCUUGUAUACCAGGCAAAAUCUGGUUGGCUGUUCGGACAACGUUGUUAUAAAGUAAAUCAUUCGUCUAGCAAACUAUCUUAUUUUGUUCCUGUAUUUCUAUCAUUUGUUUUUUCCCAGGAUGAUCCUAUUGAGCAACUUGCAAUGGAUAAUACAAGAGGGAUUCUUUAUUGUCGUACAAUGAACGGUAACAUAAAGGCUUAUUAUCUGGGUGCUGAUCUCUCAGAAAUGCGAUUCAUGUGUGGUAUUAGCAGUUCCAAUGCAUCAAAGCAUGCUCAAUACAUUCUUCGAACUGUUGAUUAUCGUAAUUUUGAAAAGAUAGUUCAUAUAGCACCUGUUCCAAAGUCAGAUUCCAGGACAAUUCAUUUAGUUGCUGUAACAUCAACAGGUGUUCGUUUAUAUUUUGCAACUUCUCAAGAUGUUUAUGGAACUCCAAGUAACCUUUGUUUAGUUCAUGUGCGUAUGCCACCAGGCUUCGCACCAUCUCUUUCUCCUGAAAAGCCAUCAAAUGUGCAUGCAGCUUUUUACCGUCAAGGUACUUCAAUACUCAUUGGUGGUGUGUCUGAGGAGGUUGACAGGUUAUGGUGUUUAAGUCAAGAUUUGUUUCCAUUCAAUAUUCCAAUCAGGGAGUCAGAGUCAGUAAUAUCAAUUAAUGGGCGCACUUGGUGUUUGUCCGAAAUUCCUGAUUAUACAAGUUUGUCUUCUGCUCCAUUUCAUCUAUUUAAUGAAAAUUUGCAAGAUCCACCUUCUAUUAUAACACAGCAUGUUCUACCUGCUCGUCGUUUUGUUCUUUUAAGUGCUCAGGGUAGUCAUAUUUUAACCACUUUGCGUCCUCUGGAAAAGCUUCGUUCUCUUUUGUUAAGCGGAAAUAUUGAGACUGAUGCAGUAGCUUCUUUUUUUCAACAGUAUGGAGCAGAUCAAGCUUGUGCAGUUUGUAUCACACUUGUUUGCCAAUGUGCUGAAUCAGAAGCUUAUAUAGGUGAUUUUGCUAUUCAAGCUUUCUUUCGUUAUGGCAGUGGAGCUCAAAAGUUUAAUAAAGUUACAAAUGUAUUACCUGGCAUAUCUAACCCAAUGGAGAGUUAUUUAGUUGGAAGCCCUGUUCAAGGAGGUAGCAGUCAAGGAAGUUUUCUAGCUACACCAAUUCCACAAAGCUAUCACAAUCAACAGCCUACACCAGCUCAGCCAAAUCUUACCUCAACAGUUUUGCCUCCAUCAAAAAAUCUAAAUGCACAAGAAAAUAGAAAAUCAGGAAAGUACAAUGGCUUGGUGAUAUAUUUCUCAAGACUUCUUAGACCUAUAUGGAACUUGUCAAUGGUUUCUGAAGUUUUGGUAGAUGAUAAAAAAAUUCAGUUGCAAAGUCGUCUAACAAGUGCAGAGUUAUCAUGGUUUACAGAACAGCUAUACAAAUUGAGGAAAUUUAUGGAUACAUACUCUGAUGUCACUGCAUCACAAUCUCCUACUUAUAUUCAUCGGUUUUCUCUUGUUUCGGAAGAAUCAAGUGUUCCUCAUGAUGUAUUUUUGGAAGAAAAGCGAGCCUUAAAGACAUUCCAUAAUUUGCUGCUUAUUACAUUGGAAGCAUUAGAGUUAUGGCGAGUGUUAGCUGAUCAUCAGUUUCAUCUUGUUGUUGAAGAUGCACCAAUAGAUAUCAAGGAGAAGUUAAAGCAUAUUCCUUUAAAAGAUUUAUUUUCCUCAACCGGAAGUGAACUCAGCACUUGUUUAAUAAACCUACUAAUGGAAAAAUAUUUGCAUGAUAACUCUGCCAUUGAGAACUUGAGUAAUCGUUUGCGUGAAAUUUGUCCAACAAUUUAUUCAGCUAAUGAUGCCAUGUGUACCAGAGCAAAUGAAACAGUUAUAUCAGCGUCUUUGGUAAAUAACCAGAAAGAAAAAGAAAAAAUACUUCAAGAGGCUUUAAUGAUUUAUUCAAAGGUUCCGGAUUUGGUUAAUUUACAGUGGGUGACUCAGCAGCUAAAAUUAAACAAUUUUUAUGCUGGUAUUGUACAACUAUGCUUAACAACUGCACUAAAUUGUGAUCCAAUGGGUAUUGCUCUACAUUUCUAUAAAACUGGCGAGCCGCUAGAUGAUAUUGAGGGUGUUGAGGCAUUUAAUAUGCAUCAAGAAUCAUACAGAUGCAUCCUUGAGACUUUGGAAGAUCUACUUAACACAGGCAAUUCACAUCCUGCAUCACCACAUCUUCCUACCAGGCCUGGUCCUCCUGUUCCUCCAGAUGGAUUAUCAGCAGAGCAAGCAAGAAAAUUUUACAACCAAAUGUUGAUGGCUGGUUUGAGUUGUGGGGAUGAACUAUUUCAUGUCGCUUUGUAUACUUGGUUGAUCAAGACUAAUCAAACUGAUCGACUUCUAGAAAUAAAAUCUCCUUUCAUAGAGCAAUAUCUAAUUUCUACUGCAGCAGAGCAGCACCCGAAUAAUAAAGACACAUUGGAUUUACUAUGGAAGUUUUAUGAAAAGAAUAACAACUUUUUAGCUGCAUCAAAAGUUCUUCUGAAGCUUGCUGAACGUGAAGGACCUCUGCUGACUAUACAUGAUAGAUUGGAAUGUUUAUCACGUGCAGUAAUGAGCGCCAAGAGUAUUGUGAAUUUUUAUGAAGGAGAAUUUUUAUAUGAACUUGAAGAAAAACUUGAGGUUGCUCGAAUUCAGUUACAACUGUUUGACCAACUUUCGCAAAAGAAAGUUGCUUCAAAAAAAGUUGAAGACACAAUAUUACAGCUUAAUUCUAAACUGUUUGAUAUAUCAGCUCUCUAUGAGUUUGCAGAAGAGUCAUCACUUCCAGUUUGUAAAUUAGCAAUAAUUCAUUGUGCUGGACAUGCUGACAAUAAACUUGUUCAUAAGAUAUGGCAAGAAAUUGUUGAACAAGCAUUUGAAAACACCUACACUCUCUCCUCUCUUGAUAAAAUGGAAGCCAUUUCACAACAACUUGUUCUUGUCGGAAAAUCUUAUGUUAAGCAAGAACAAUAUUUUCCUACUUAUUUCCUUAUUUCUAUGCUGGAAAGAAAAUCCUGUGAAAUGAUUUGGCAGCACCAAUGGGUAUUCAUGACUGCAUUGGAAAUGGGUAUUGACCCAAUGGCAUUAUUUAAUGAAUAUAACAAAAUAUUUAAUGCAAAGGAAAAUACAUGGAGAGCAUUAGGCAAACCAUUGCACAUAUUGCAUGUUUUAUCGUUGCUUUUGAUAUACUUCUUAGAGAAUCCUCCAACUAUCAGUGCUGAUAGAAUUGCAUUCUCAAGAAGUCUCUUUGAAGCCACCACAUCUUAUUUAGUUGAAUUAGAGUCAAUGAGCUUGUCUGAUCCUGAGGUGAAGGUUUUACUACCAAGAUUUAAAGGAAUUCAAGCAAAGUUAAAACGGGCUUUGUGAUUGUGUGAACAGGUCUAUAAUUAUCACUAAUCUUGAGAAACUAAAUCUCAAUGUAGAAAAUAAAUUGGAGUUUCAACUCCGCUUCAACAGCAGAAAUACACAUUUAUCAUUUUUAUAUGAAAAACAGUGAUUCAUACAAAACAAUGUUUUAAUAGAAAAAGUUGUAAUAAACUCUUUGUAGAAAUGAAAUCCAAAUACAAUAGUUCUAUUUUUUCAA
Messenger RNA from Hydra vulgaris (swiftwater hydra), 4339 nucleotides. Its product is annotated as nuclear pore complex protein Nup155. Gene Ontology annotation, biological process: protein import into nucleus; protein localization to nuclear inner membrane; RNA export from nucleus. Gene Ontology annotation, molecular function: structural constituent of nuclear pore. NCBI's taxonomy places the organism in Eukaryota, Metazoa, Cnidaria, Hydrozoa, Anthoathecata, Hydridae. Gene Ontology annotation, cellular component: nuclear pore inner ring; nuclear pore. The record is from RefSeq and is a predicted model, not a curated record.